Molecule: messenger RNA, 904 nt
Organism: Hordeum vulgare subsp. vulgare (domesticated barley)
Lineage: Eukaryota; Viridiplantae; Streptophyta; Magnoliopsida; Poales; Poaceae
Exons: 3
Coding region: 100-597 (165 amino acids)
Biological process (GO): DNA-templated transcription termination
Source: RefSeq, a predicted model, not a curated record
AGCACUCACAGUCACAGAGUUAGAGCGCAACUCUCACUCCAUUAGAGAACAGCAAGGAGGUCAGCUUCGGUUCUUUGGCAGAGGAAGAAGAGAGAAGAAAUGGGAGCAAUUCUCAUGCAGCAUCACCAAAUCUCUCGCAAUCCUCUACAAAAAGUCAUCUUCCCCGGAUCAUUUGCUCUCCAAAGAGAUAUUGUUCUCCAUCGCGCUCCACGACGGGGUUCUCUACCGUGCUCAUCUUCAUUGACGGUCAGAGCAGAAGCCAACGGGUACUCACCUUCAAGAAUGGCGGUCAAGAAGCACAGCAAAGAAGAGCUCAUAGAAUUCUUCGGGGCCAUCCAGGCCGCCAUUGCCAGGGACUCGCCCAAGGCGCCCGGGAGGACGAGGAAGCCGUCGUCGCCGGCUGACACGCUCGAAGAGGCUGGCACGAAGAUGCAACCAUACGAGGAACUGCACCAAGACGGGCAGCCAAAUUUGGAGGACAUGAAGGUGCCUGAGCUGAGGGACAUGGCGAGGGAGAGGGGGAUGAGAGGUUACUCCAAGCUGAAGAAAGGGGAGCUGAUUGAUCGUCUGAGGGGUGCCUGGUCGUCUGAUAAUUAACAAGCCUUCCUCUCCGAGAUAGGAACAGGCAGACGCCAGUGCUGGCUGUUUGGCCCAAUUGGUGCAGCUUACAAUCGACUUUUCUUGCGUCUGUUGUUUUCUUUGUUAGAUACAGUAUCUUCCAAAGAGGCAGAAGCUCUGCAGUUGGACACUAGGUCUGCAUUGUUUUCUUGCAUCUAUCCUUUGCAUGGUCUGUUUGUACUCCCUCCCUACCUAAAUAAUUGUAGUUGGGAAGUACAGAGGGAGUAGUUUUGUUGCUUUCAUUUUCGUAUCGUCAAGUUUCUGAAUUUCAACCCACCUUACGAUA